UGCUCCCGCUAACGCAGCCACGUGACUUGGAGGCGGUGGGCGAAGGGUUAAACUGCAGUGAGGAAGAGGAGGAGGGUGAAAAGACUCAGUCGCUCAACGGCCUCCUGAUGAAGAUUCUGUCGCUCGGUGGUAGGGGAAAAAAAAAUCAAUCUCACAUUGACGCGCUUGACUUUGUGUGUGCAUGCGGCAUUUUCAUGACAGUCGAGCGAAAUAUGACAUCUCGUUCUUCCUCUUCACCGCCAUCACCCUCGUCACGUGACACGCGCGGGCAAACGUGACGGUGCGCGUUCAAGCGGUCGCUGCGCUGCAACGUGACGUCAGCAACAUGCCAGAUCGCGCAAAAUCUUAAGAAGACCAUGGGAGACGGGGGCGACCCCCUGCAAAUAGAGGGCAACGCCCUCCUCAAAGCAGUGUUCCAGGGCAAGCUGAGGCUGAGCCGUCUGCUCUUGGAGGGCGGCGCGUACAUCAAUGAGGGCAACGAGCUGGGCCAAACUCCGGUGUCAGCUGCCUGCCUGGCGGACUACGAGGACCCCCGUACCCGCCUGCGCAUGGUACGCUACCUGUUGGAGAAGGGCGCCGACCCCAACAUCCCGGACAAGAGCGGCAGGACGGCCCUGAUGCACGCCUGCGCCAAUCGGGCCGGGAAGGAGGCAGUUUCCCUCUUGCUAGAGAACGGAGCCGACCCCAGCCUCAAGGACUACUCUGGAUGCUCCGCCCUCAUGCGGGCCCUCAACAACGGCGACCGGGAGACCCUGCGCCUCCUGCUGGAUGCCUGCAGGGCCCAAGGCAAGGAGGUUAUCAUCAUCACCAGCGACACAUCUCCGUCCGGUACCAAAAAGACAAAGCAGUACCUGAACUCUCCUCCGUCUCCGGGCGUGGACGACGGGGCGUCCCCCCAAGCCACGCCCGUCGCCGCCUGCAUGUCGCCGUCAGAGGUGGAGAUAGCGACCUCGCCUCUGACCGACCGCGACAAAGGCCAAGAAGACGACCGAAUCUUCAGCUUCUCGCUAGCCUCCGCGUUGCCUUUGCCCAACGGUCGCCCUCAGGGAGAAAAGAGAGCGGCGGCGCCGCCUCCUCCUCGAAAGCUGCUCAAGAGGCUCAACUCGGAGCCUUGGGGCCUGGUAGCACCCUUGACCUCCGGUGGGCUACCUCAGGAGAUCGUCAGGGGGCGUCUGGAGGAGGCGGACGGCGUCUGCCGUCUGAGUAAACGUAUCAAUGGACUGUGCCUGACCGAAUGCACCAGACCGCUGUUGUCGCGGCGCCACAGCAUCGAGACCCACGACCCUUGUUCCCCAAAAGCAACAGACCCGUCCUGCUCCGAGGAGCACGCCGUCCUCACCCCCUCCUCUCUGGCAGACAAGCUUCAACACCACCAAAUCCCGCAUUGCAGAAACGCAGCGCCGGAAUCCCAGAACGUCUCCACGCAGAUCUCAGCUCAUCCCAAACUAAACCGAACAGAGAACUCCGACGUUGGCGACCCUGAGAAUCCGGAAUCCAUCCCUGGAUCUCCUGACUCAGGGUGGGUGUCCGUGGAGUGGAGGAGGUACAACACAUCCUUCGUUUCCCUGGUCCCAAACUCAUGUCGGGAUUCUCUGGAGAACAUCCCCAACUCCGUGUCCCCCGUGGGUAUGCCCCAACGGAGCCCCAGACUCUUGGAGCGCCGGGGCUCCGGGACCUUACUUCUGGACCACAUAUCCCACACCAGACCCGGUUUCCUGCCGCCGCUCAAUAUCAACCUCCAAAGACCGAUCCCGGAUAUCCGCUGCAACAGUAAGCCCCCCUCGCCGGUCCAUAGUGGCCACAAAAUCCUGGUUCCUGUGGCCCCAGCUUCCCCAAAACGAGGUCCAGAAUUUAAGAGCAAAAAGAAGCUGAUGAGGAGGCAUUCCAUGCAGACGGAGCAGAUGAAGCAGCUUUCCGCGUUCCAGAAGAUUUUGGCUGAGAAGGUCUCGGAAUCCCACGGUGACUGAGGGGGGGUCACAGGGGCUGCAUGACAAAUUUGUCUCUUUAGAGGGCUAAUGAGGGCUCACACUUAACCAGAAAAAAAAAAAAAAAACAACUACAGUAUCUUUAUGCUUGCCAUUUUGGAUCACAUCUUCUUAAUACUUAUACACAUUGUAGAUACAUAUGAAAUUUUCACUUUUAGCACAGGUCACAGUGUCGUUAUGGUUUCACGGUGAGGGCCAUUAUGAUUAAGAAACCAUAUACUGGAAUUGUAUGAUAGCCUCAUAUUAAAUAUUUUAAAAGGCUUUGAAAUCAGAAGCUACGUCAACCUGUCCAACUAUUUGAACUGGUAAAAAAAAAAAAAAAAAAAAAAUGCUUGCAAUUCAACAAUUUAUAAGUGAAAGGUUAGAUGUGAAUGUGAGUGAGUGCAAAUGUUUGUUUUCAUGUGCCCAGCGAUUGGCUGGUAACCGGUUCAGAGUGAACCGCAUCUCUGGCCCGGGCCGUGACAAGUUUAUCAGACAUUUACAUCUGUAGACGUUCAAAAUGCACAAUUUGGGCAUGUAUGACGCUGUCAAGAAUAAGAGUGUUUACAAAGUUCUCGGGACAAUCGGAAUGAUGCGAGAUGGAGCUUUGGUGUUUUCAUAUUUUGCUGAAACCAUAAAGGUGGCGGAAAAGGGCUCGGGCUGAAGUGGACGGACCGAUUUUUUGCCGGAAUAUCUUCAUUUUCACGUUAGGCCUCCUGAGAAGAUUGAUGGAUUGAUUGAUUUGCUCCUAAACAUUUGAUUUUUUUUUUUUUCAUUCACCGUUUUUGUGGGCACACGGAGGAAGUCGUGUGCGUGCUGAUUUCCGUGCACACGUGCAACGACAAAAAGACUUUCAUGAUCAUGAGUUUCCUUUUGUUGAAAAAUACUGUACUUUUCUUCUGCCAGUCAACUUGACUGAUCGCUGCAAGACAAAAUUGAUGCUGUUGGAGAUGCACUUUAAUAUCGUCGAUUAGCUUUCAAGGUCAGCUAGCGCACGUUGACAUUUAUGUGCGUGCGUGUGUCGUACACUAC
Syngnathoides biaculeatus (alligator pipefish) is the source of this 2996-nucleotide messenger RNA. RefSeq names its product ankyrin repeat domain-containing protein 34A. The transcript is spliced from 2 exons. Gene Ontology annotation, molecular function: protein binding. NCBI's taxonomy places the organism in Eukaryota, Metazoa, Chordata, Actinopteri, Syngnathiformes, Syngnathidae. The coding region runs from base 357 to 1967 and encodes 536 amino acids. The record is from RefSeq and is a predicted model, not a curated record.